This is a messenger RNA of Blepharisma stoltei, 991 nucleotides long. NCBI's taxonomy places the organism in Eukaryota, Ciliophora, Heterotrichea, Heterotrichida, Blepharismidae. The record is from the annotation of a GenBank genome assembly.
AUGUGAUGGCUGCAAUUUAAUUCAACUUUUCAUCUUUUGAUCUUUAUUAUUAUAAACUCGCUUUUGAUUUUUUUCACUGGCCCGCUUAAAUUCCAUCAAUUAAAGCUUAUUGAGCUUGAUAAAACCCUGCCAUCAAUUUACUUAAAUAAUUUUUUAUAUUCUAUGGAAGGCAUCGAGAGCAUGGGAGAAAUUAAAACAAGAGACGAUGUUCUCAUUCUUACGCCUCGACCAAGUCGAAAUUUCAUUUCCAUGCCUCCCUUAAACCCAAAUAUUACGCCUCUGAAGGAUUUUUCUGAUUCAAAUAAUUUGCAUUUUACAUUCAAUUCAAACUUCACUUACAACCCAAAGCACUUCACAAGCUAUUUUCCUCCUUUUUAUCCAUUCUUUGCCCAUAGUAAGCCAAAUGAUUUAAUUUCAGAAUCUCUUGACACUCCCUCGAAAAAUGAUUUUUUUAAACUUUCUCAAGAGACAUCCCAAGAAUCUACUGAAGACUCAAAAAUUUCUGAUGAAGAAAAAAAUCAUGGCGACUUAUUAAAUUAUUAGAUAAAUACUAUUAGAAAAAUAGAUAUAGAAAAAAAAUUUAUAAUAUAAGGAAACGCUAUUAAAUUCACUUGCAAACUCUUCUCCUUUGAAGAGACCCCGAGAAAAGAAGCCUUUGACGUGCAGUUGCAGAAAAUCCAAGUGUCUUAAACUCUAUUGUGAGUGUUUUGCCACUGGUCAGUACUGCACUGAUUGUGCUUGUACCUCUUGUGCUAAUACAGAAGAAAAGGAAACUCAGCGAAAAAACGCAAUUAAUUUAACAUUAGAAAGGAACCCAGAAGCAUUUAAACCUAAGUUUAAAUCAAUUGAAAUCGAAGGUGAAAUCCAGUCGGUUCAUAAUAAAGGAUGCCACUGCAGUAGAUCUGCAUGCCUUAAAAAAUAUUGCGAAUGCUACCAAAACGGAAACUAUUGUUCUAAUCUUUGCCAAUGCGCAGGCUGCAAGAACAUAUAA